This is a messenger RNA of Endocarpon pusillum Z07020, 951 nucleotides long. RefSeq lists its product as uncharacterized. Bases 1 to 951 code for a protein of 316 amino acids. NCBI's taxonomy places the organism in Eukaryota, Fungi, Ascomycota, Eurotiomycetes, Verrucariales, Verrucariaceae. The record is from RefSeq and is a predicted model, not a curated record. The transcript is spliced from 4 exons.
AUGGAGAAAGGUAGGAUCCAUUUCUUCUACCCGACGUCUCUGAAGUGGGAGAAUCUCCAGGAGAUUAUCUACGGACCCAUCAUACUGAUCACUAAGAUCUCAAUCUUGCUGCUGUAUUCGAAGCUCUUUGCUCCAUCACGAAAGAGUGCAACCUAUAUCAACAUACAGCUGCUUCUCUACCUGUGCAUUCUUUUCUACACUGCCAUCACGCUGGCCAAAAUAUUCCAAUGUACACCAAGAAUCAAGAUCUGGCAUCCGACCUUACCUGGCCGCUGUAUCGACCUGGGUGCACUCUUUAUUGCCAGCAGUGUGUUCAACACCUCCUCUGACUUUGCUAUACUUGUCAUUCCCAUUUUUGUGGUUUGGCGCUUGCAGAUAACAUUUGAGCGCAAGGUGUGGAUCUCUGUAGCCUUCACUGGAGCUUCGUUCGCCCCUGUUGCAGGCAUACUUCGAAUGGUAGUGACCAUACAGGGUGCUGCAAGUAGUGAUGCGACUUACACCAUGUUCUCGGUGUCGCUCUGGACUGAAGCCGAAAUUACCACGGGUAUCAUCUGCAGUUGUCUACCGGCACUGCCUGCACUAUAUCGUCGAUACGGCCCUCAGGUGCGCGCCAAAUUAUUUUGCAGCACAUCUUCAAGACAGAAAAGCACGACAACUUCGGCUUCUAAUUUCACCUUCCCUCGUACCAAGAUAGCCCUUCGAAACUAUGACGCAGGAGACCCGGAGCUGGCUUAUGGCGAUUAUUUGGAGCUGGGAACGACUCCUGACAGAAAAACAAUCGGUGGCUACGUGAGGGGGCCGAUUACCAAGAUCGAAGGUGGCGUUUACACAGAUCACCGCAGUGCAAAAGAAUCUGUGAGAAGCAGUACUGUGGUCGGAGAUGAUCCUAGCGCGGAGAGGGGCAUCAGAAAGACUGUGUCCGUCGAUCACCACGCCUCUUCCAGUGCAUAA